Molecule: messenger RNA, 1968 nt
Organism: Aspergillus puulaauensis
Lineage: Eukaryota; Fungi; Ascomycota; Eurotiomycetes; Eurotiales; Aspergillaceae
Product: transcription factor domain-containing protein
Exons: 7
Coding region: 1-1968 (655 amino acids)
Biological process (GO): DNA-templated transcription; regulation of DNA-templated transcription
Molecular function (GO): zinc ion binding; DNA binding; DNA-binding transcription factor activity, RNA polymerase II-specific
Source: RefSeq, a predicted model, not a curated record
AUGACGGGGAGAGCCUCAUCGGCGAACAUGUCCCGGAGCUCAUUCCGCGUGCGAGCGUGUGACAAUUGCCGACUUCGAAAGAUCAAAUGCGACAAGUCGGUUCCUUGUUCCAGUUGCAAUGUGUUAGGUAUUACAUGUAGCGCUGGGGGUACGACACCGGCUGCUACUGCUACUACCACUGCCACCCGAGCGCCACGAGUCCAGAAUGACGAGUACGAGCAAAGAUUCCAGUCUAUCCAAGAUCAGCUGAACUCCAUCCAGGAGACACUGCAGCAGAUCUCAAAAGGAUCACCGGCUGCAACUCCUCCGCUGGCGGUAUCCAGCCCAAGUCCAGCACGACAGACAGUGCCUCCGUUUGAAGGGCAGUCUUCGUUCCACCAUGAGACCCUUGUCGCUCGAGACGCUGCGCUCUCGGCUGUGGUCGCGGCUCGCGGUGGGGAGUUGAACGACCAGGUCUCUUCUGCGCUGUCGUCGCUGAAGGAUAGCCUUGACACGCAUACACCUGGUCCAGCACAGGGGUCCGAGGUAUCCCGCACUCGAGAGCCAUUACUCCCUGUAGAUCUUGUCGUUGCAGUGGUGAAAAAGGUCAAGGCACAACCCCCGUUUUUCCUGGUCAGUCAGUCGUGGAAAGACACCCGGCAACUUGAAUCGCUGUGCCAGUCAAUUUACUUUCCGAUUGAGCCGAUUCCGUCGGGGUCGACGACGCUGCUGCAUGGUUUACUGUACUUUGUUAUCCGAGAUUACAUCCACGAGGGAGAUCCUGACCUUGCGCGGUACGAUCUCAGCUCUAGCAAAUCUUUUUGUGAGAGGAGCUUUUCAGCUGGUCUGAAUAGCCCGCAGAUGCUAGCAGAUCCAACGCUGGAGAAGGUGCAAGCUUUAUUAAUUGGAAUCAUCAAAGCGCAAGAAGAAUUCGACAUCCAGCGCUGCUGGACGUACCUUUCGAUCGCGUUCAAUAUGUGUCAAACCAUGGGCAUGCAUCGGAAUGCGACCUCUCUAUCCGAUCCCUUCCCGCUGGCCGACUCCAAACGCCACGCAUUCUGGUCGCUGUACACCAUCGACAAGAACGUAUCGUUGAACAUCGGUGUCACCUCGCACUUCCAAGACCACGACAUCGACGCGAGCCUGUAUACCCCAUCGCUCGACCACCGACAACACUCCUGGGACCUCAUCAACCUUAUCACCGUCGAGUUCGCCGCUAUUCAAGGAAAGGUCUACGAUCAGCUCUACUCUAUAUCAGCAGUAAGAACAAGCGAGGAGGAGAAAUUAACCAGGAUCCACGCACUCUCCGUGGACCUCAUGGCUGUGCGGAACAAACUACUCGAAAUUGACGUCAGCAAAGGCCUCUACGCAGACUCUCUCCACGGCAUGACCGCCUGCGCCGACUUCAUCGCCUACUCCGUGCUAACGGUCAUCUACCGCGCCCAAACCCGCGCCGCAGACGCAAUGGCCGUGUCAUCCGAAUGCUACGAAGCCGCAUCGAUGGCCCUGCACAGCCACCUCAAAUGCAUAACCUACUUCCGGGACCGCAAAGCGCACAAACAAGCCGAAUACGUGAAUUCCAUUCUCCUAUACCCCUCCUUCACCCCCUUCAUCAUUGUCUUCACCCACGCAAUCACAACAACAAACUCCGCAGACCUCCACCUGCUCCACGAAACCGUCAAAUCCCUCGAGCUGAUAAAGGGCGUCUCCCGCGGCUCGCUGCACCUCCACGCCAUCUGCGCCUCCUUCGCCAAAGCCGCGCAGGUCCUCGUCGAUUCCAGACAGACGCUCACGGGGCUCGCGCAGCACCAGGAUGGGAGCCUGAUUGUGCCUGCUGGAUCGGGCGCGGGGGAUAUUGCGCUGCCCGAUGUGAUCUGGCCGGAUGAUUUGUUUGAUGACCGGGUUGAUCAGGUUGAUAUUUCGAUGUUUUUGAAUGAUUUUAUUGGGACGGGGAGGUCGGCUGUGGAGAUUUUGAGGGGGUUGAAUUGA